Plasmodium vinckei vinckei is the source of this 3717-nucleotide messenger RNA. Its product is annotated as NLI interacting factor-like phosphatase, putative. NCBI's taxonomy places the organism in Eukaryota, Apicomplexa, Aconoidasida, Haemosporida, Plasmodiidae. The transcript has 9 exons. The record is from RefSeq and is a predicted model, not a curated record. Gene Ontology annotation, molecular function: phosphoprotein phosphatase activity. Bases 1 to 3717 code for a protein of 1238 amino acids.
AUGAAAAAAACUCAAAUUAACCAGACCAAUAUGCGAAAGGGAGAAGAAAAUAAUAUUUUAUUAAAAUUAAACGACAAUCCAAUUUCAAAACAGUUAAAAUAUAAAAUAACUCCUGAAUAUUUUUUGUUAAAUAGAAAAGAUGAAAAUGAUAAAUAUUAUAUGUUAAAAAAACCAAAUUUCACUGAAAAUAAAAGACACUCACUGAAUAUUAAUCACACAAAAAUCAUAUUGUGCGAGAAGAUAAAAAAUAGAUCCAAUUCUUUAAAUUAUGGAAAUGGUUAUAGUAAUAUUGAAAGACGGGGUAACAACAAUAUAUCCUAUUUAAUGAAGCACAAUAUUCCUUUAAAAAAUUGUCACAAAAAUAAAGACGAAAAAAAUUGUGCUCAUCUACAAAUGAUGAAAAGUGAAAAUAAAGACCAAAUAAAAAAUGAGCCCAAUAAAAAUUUUGGUAUUUUCUCUACUUUAUUAAAUAAAAAAUUUAUUUAUAAUGAUAAAAAAAAUCAAAUUUUUGUUCCAAAAAAGAAAAAAGGAAAGAGGGGAAAGGAGCAUUAUAAAAGUAAUUUUGCAAAAACAAAGAUUGUAAACUUAUUGAAAAAUUCUUCAAGAAAACUUCUUGGAUCUGGUGAAAAGGUGAAUAUUCUGAAAUUUUUAUUUUUGAAAAUAAAAAAAAAAAAUGAUCAAAUUAUAAAUAAAAAUAAUGAUUUAUCAAUUAAUUUAAAAAAAAAUGUCGCAACUGAUUCUUAUUCCCCACAUAAGGACAGUUCUAUUCCUUUGAAAGAUAAAGAAGAUAAGGAUGGCGGAAAAAAUGGACGGAAUUCAUUUUUAAAAAGUUAUAAUGAGCACAAACGACAUUCAAAGAAUAAGAUAAAAAUGAUUUCCAAUUUGUUAAUAGAUGUUAAUACAAAAAGUUGUAGAGAAAAUUAUAACAAUGCAAAGGGAAGGAUGGAAUUCGUUUCAAAAAUAACUGAAAAGGAAUAUGACAGUAAAAAAGUAGGUUCUAAAAUUAGGGAAAAAUAUUUUUCACAUAAAGAUAAUAAAAAGACAGAAUAUUAUGAGUAUGGCCUGAUAUAUGAUGAAAAACAUACAGAAAUGAAUAGAAUACCUUUUACCAGUCAAACAAAAAAAAAGCAUAUUAAACCAGAAGACAUUGUAAGCAUUAAUAAAAUAAAAAAGAAUAAUUCAAAAAAUAAUAUUGAAAAUAAUGAUAAUUCAAAUUAUAGUCGUGGUUUAUUGGAAUAUUGCUUAUUAGGCAUUAAUAUUAAAAGAGAUGAUUUUUUGAAUAAAAGUAAAAGAAAUUUAUCUGAAAUGAUAUCAAUUAAAAGAAAUAACAAUUAUAUAAAUUCAUAUGGUGAUAAUAAGGGAAAAAGUUGGGAAUUUGUUAAAAAAGAGAGACCUAGAAAAAGUGAUAAUAGUCAUAUAGGUAGCAAAAAUGACCACAAAGAUUUUGUAUAUCAUGGAAAUAUAAUUUUAAAAAAAAUCCCAAAAUUAAAAAAUGAUGUGAAAAAUGUGCACCCCAAUGAAGAAUGUAACACACAAUCCCAUAAAAAAUAUAAUAGAAAAAACGAAUUAAAACUUUUUAAGUACAAAAUGAAUAAAGAAAAAAUAAAUAAACCGGCUAAAAUAUAUAAAACGGAUGAAUUACAUGAAAAUAUAGACAAUAACAAGAGACGUACAAAUUUUAUAGAUGAAGAAAAUGACAAAAAAUGGAAUUACUUCAGCUGGUUAGGAGAGGAGAAAAAAGAUAGCAUAAGUCGUAGAAGAUCUAAUAAUUAUAUCGAUGCUUUAGAUUAUAAAAGAGACGGUGAAAAACUGAAAUAUUACAAUAAAAAAGAUGCAUUAGAUAAUAGCAUAAAGAGCAAAUGUGAAUCUUAUUCAGAUUCCAAUUUUACAUAUCAAACCAAAGUAAGGAAACAGAGAAAAGAUGUAUUUGAAUAUAUAUAUGAAAAAAACAAAAACAGAAGUGAAAACAAAAAAGGUUUAAAUAAAAAUGGAACUCAAUCAGAAAAGGUUAAAAAAAAACCUAUAUACCCCAUUAGUUUAAGCAUAAAUAAAUGUCUUGAAGGUGCUAUAAGAACAAAAAGCAAUGCAACAAAAGAUGUGAACAAAAAAUAUUUUUUUGAAAAAAACAAAAUGAAAACACAAAAUUUUAUAAACAAAGAUGAACUAUUUGAUACGUGUAUAAAAAAUGAAGAAAAAAAGAGCGGCAAAGACAUAAUGAAAAACGAUAAUUUUGUAAAAACCCAUAAUUUAAUUAGGCCAUAUAAACUGCUAAAUAUAAAUAUUAAAGACAAAACUGAAAAUGAUAUACGAAAAGACGAAAUAAUAAUACCAGAAUAUUACAUAUUACCAAAUACAAGGGAAAUACAAAAUGAAAAAUCCAAUGAAAAGAUGAAAAAUAAAUCGCUAUAUGAAAAAAAUAUAGAAAGUGAAUAUUAUAACAAAAACAGAGAUAACAUUAUAACGCAUCUCAAAAGAAACAACUCGAGUGAUAAGGUGAAAAAUGAAUCAAAAAAUAUCAGUAUAAUAGAAAAGGGGAAGCAUAACGGUUUAAAAUGUUCUGAUAAAAUGCCUGAUUUAUUAAAUGGAUUAAGUAAUGAAAAUAAGUUAAUUAUUAAAAUAAAUAGCAAUGACAUUAACUCAAGUAGAUAUAAUACUUCAAAAGAUGAUAAAAAUUUGAUUUAUGAUGAUCAUACAUCAUCCACGAAUUUGGAAUUUAACAUUAAGAAUCUGAUUACUAGUGUUUCUAAAGAGGAAUGUGAUGAUAGUGAUGAUUAUAAGCAUGAUAAAAGAAGCAAGAACUACUUCAAAACAGAUAGUACAACAAUUAUGGAUAAAUGCAAAGAGAAUGGAAAAAAUACAAAUAAAAGGGAUAGAAGAAAAAAAAUUUCGUUUUAUUUUAUGAAAUUUAGAUAUUUUCGAUAUUUAUUUUUGGAAUAUAAAAAAAAGCAUAAUAAUGUGGUUCCUAUUAACGAGCAUAGACCAAGCAAAAGUUUUAGAAAAAAACAAAAAAAGUUUAAAAAAAUUAGUCUAUUCAACUUAUAUGAAAGGAGAAAGAUAUUGCAAACUUGUACGAAUAGUAAUUGUAUGGAUAUAAAUAAGGAACGUUGUGAUUUAGAUGAAUUUUUAUUGGGUGAACAAAAGGGAAAAGAUAAAGGAAGAAAAACUGUUGUUCUCGAUUUAGACGAGACACUUAUUCACAGUAGUCUACGAAAUGACAAAGGAAAUUCUUUUAGAAUUAAUAUUGAACUUGGUAACGAAAAGUGCUUCAUUUACGUGAAUAAAAGACCAGGUGUAGACUAUUUCUUUCAAGAGAUAUCGAAGUAUUACGAGAUAGUAAUUUUUACGGCGAGUAUGUCAAAGUAUGCAAAUGCAGUUAUUGAUAAAUUAGAUGUCAAUAGAGUUUGCUCUUAUCGAUUAUUUAGAGAAUCUUGCACACUUUGGAAUAAUAACUAUGUAAAGGAUAUACGGUUGCUUGGGAGGGAUUUAAAGAAUGUUAUUAUCAUUGAUAAUUCCACAUAUGUUCAAAAAUUUUGCGCAGAUAAUUGUUUCUUAAUAAAAAGCUGGUUUGAUGAUCCCAAGGAUACAGAGUUAUACAAAUUAAUACCCUUUCUAAAAGGAAUAUCAAACAAGGUAUCAAUUAUAAAAGAAUUGAAGGCAUAUAAAAAAUUGGAAAAGAAAAAAAAAAAUGCUAUUAAAAAUAUUAAAAAUAAAUUAUAG